This is a messenger RNA of Columba livia (rock pigeon), 1018 nucleotides long. It is a transcript of the gene NEUROG2, whose product is annotated as neurogenin 2. The record is from RefSeq and is a predicted model, not a curated record. NCBI's taxonomy places the organism in Eukaryota, Metazoa, Chordata, Aves, Columbiformes, Columbidae. Gene Ontology annotation, molecular function: protein dimerization activity; E-box binding; DNA-binding transcription factor activity, RNA polymerase II-specific. Gene Ontology annotation, biological process: axon development; forebrain development; positive regulation of transcription by RNA polymerase II. The transcript has a single exon. Gene Ontology annotation, cellular component: nucleus. The coding region runs from base 137 to 847 and encodes 236 amino acids.
CCCCCCCCACUUUGCCCGCCCCCUUCCCCCCCGUCCCGUCAAACCGUCGAACCGUUAAACCGCCGCCCAACCGUCGCCCCGGCUCCGCCGGCAGGCCAGCGGAGGGGAGCGCGGCGCGGCCGUCCCGCCCCGCAGGAUGCUGGUGAAGGCGGAGGGGCUGGCGCCGCCGGCCGAGGACGAGCUGCUGCUGCUGGGCCUGGCCUCGCCCGCCCCCUCGCCCUCGCUGCCGUCCAGCGCCGGGGAGGAGGAGGAAGAAGAGGAGGAGGAGGAAGAGCAGCUGCGGGCCCCCUCGCCGGCGCGGCCCGCCGAGGCGCCGGGCGCCCGCUUGCCUUCGGGGCUGCGGCGGCUGGAGGGAAAGCGGCGGCCGGGCCGGUCCCGCGGCGCUCCGCGGGCAGCGCGGACGGCGGAGACGGCGCAGCGCAUCAAGCGGAGCCGGCGGCUGAAGGCCAACAACCGGGAGCGCAACCGCAUGCACAACCUGAACGCGGCGCUGGACGCGCUCCGCGACGUGCUGCCCACCUUCCCCGAGGACGCCAAGCUCACCAAGAUCGAGACGCUCCGCUUCGCGCACAACUACAUCUGGGCGCUCACCGAGACCCUGCGGCUGGCCGGCGCGGCGCGGCUCGGCCCCGAGGCGGGGGGCACCGCCGACGGCAGCCCCUCGCCCGCCUCCUCCUGGAGCGGCGGCGCCGCCAGCCCCGCGCCCUCCGCCUCCCCCUACGCCUGCACUUUAUCGCCCGCCAGCCCCGCCGGCUCCGCCUCGGACGCCGAGCACUGGCCGACCCCGCGGGGCCGCUUCGCCCCGCCGCCGCCCCAGCCGCCGCCGCUGCCCCGCCGCUGCCUCUAGCCCGGCCCGGCGGUCCCGCCGCGGUGCGUGGGACGAGGCUUCGCCCAGCCCGUCCCCCCGGGGCGGCGGCAUCUGCCCUGCUUCCCAGGGCGGGCUGUGGGAAUGUCAUCUGCCAAACCAAACUUUCUCAUUUUCCGAUGUGCACUUUGUCCAGUUUCCCAGAUCUGUCAC